UCGCACUAGAGGGAGAAGCAUACUGUAUCAAGAUUUGCAUUUCCGCCUGAGUCCUGUGACUUAUCAGGUGGUUGUUGAGCGUCAGGAGGAGGAGGAGGGGGAGGAGGAGUAAAAAGGAGAAUUAGAAAGUUGGGGGGGAAACUCGAGUACUUUCUAUUGCAUCUGGUCUUCAACUGUAACACCGGCCUAGUCCUCCGUCGCUCCUCGCAGGACAUCUAUAUGAGCGAGAAAGCAGAGGUUGCCUGAGUUUGAGAACAGCUGUCAGUCUCAGCAUGGCCGGGGGCUCGGUGUCCGAGUGCAAGGAGUACUUGUUUAAAGUGCUGGUGAUCGGAGAACUAGGUGUGGGCAAGACCAGCAUCAUCAAACGCUACGUUCACCAACUUUUCUCGCAACACUACAGGGCGACGAUCGGGGUCGACUUUGCACUCAAAGUUAUCAACUGGGACAGCAAAACGCUGGUCAGGUUACAGCUGUGGGACAUCGCAGGUCAAGAGCGAUUUGGGAACAUGACGCGGGUGUACUACAAAGAAGCCGUGGGGGCAUUUGUGGUGUUCGAUGUAACAAGGGGCUCCACAUUUGACGCCGUGUCUAAGUGGAAGCAUGACCUAGACAGUAAGGUGAAGCUGGCUAACGGCAACCCCAUCCCCUCAGUGCUGCUCGCCAAUAAAUGUGACCAGAAGAAAGAGAACUCCAACAGCACAGCUCUAAUGGACAAUUUCUGCAAAGAAACUGGCUUUCUGGGCUGGUUUGAAACCUCGGCUAAGGACAACAUCAAUGUGGAUGAAGCUGCUCGAUUCCUGGUAGAGAACAUCUUGGCUAACGACAAAGGUUUGCCAUAUGAGGAGAGCAAUGGAGACAGGAUCAAACUGGACCAGGAGACUGUGGCUGCUGAGAGCAAGUCAGGCUGCUGCUAACACUCAAUCCAUUCACAUUAGCCUCCCUUUGGCACCCAUCCAGCCUGUGGCUUCUGCUCUCUAUUGCAGCCUUGGAGAGGAAUAUAUUUUUUGGGGUUGUUUUAUUUUUUUUGUGUCUUCAAAGCUCCAGGAACUUCUCUCUUCACUGAUGCCCAUUUGACCUCUGUAUCCGUAGUUUUUACACAGAUACAUUUUAUUUAGAUUUGCCUUAACCGUUCCCCUUCUUGUAUCUACACGACUCUUUCAGGAUCUUCGGUGCUGUCUUCAUGUUAGGGUGCAUUUCACCACCACCAGCAAACCUCGCCUCACUCACUCACCCCUUGUUGUUCUGACAGCCUCUGAAGGCUCGAGACUGUAUCACACUGUAGAAGGGUUCAAUCUAAGCAAAAGGCUGAGAAACCCAAGCUCUAAAAUAACCUGUAGCCUUUCAAAGUCUGUGUGUUUUCUUUGCUGUACUUUCUCUCAGCCUCCUUCUGUUUAUUUUUGUCACCCAGCAACAAAAAAGUGUCUCAGAACCAACGCAGGUGGACUUUAAUGGCCCUUAAUUUUUCAUCUUACAGCAGCAAAUCAUGUUUGUGUCUGUAGCUUUUCUCUUUUUUUAGAGUACCGUGUAAAAAAGCAAGUAAAUGGGCAUCUUAGUUAAGUAUUAUCUUAUUAGAAAUGUGUUGUCUUAAUGCCAUAUUUUCUCUAAAAGUGCCUUAAUUGAUUCAUAUUUUAGUGAGGCAAUGGAUCGCGCAUUUACUUUACACAGAAGUAUACAGCCG
Molecule: messenger RNA, 1678 nt
Organism: Haplochromis burtoni (Burton's mouthbrooder)
Lineage: Eukaryota; Metazoa; Chordata; Actinopteri; Cichliformes; Cichlidae
Gene: rab32a
Product: RAB32a, member RAS oncogene family
Exons: 3
Coding region: 273-914 (213 amino acids)
Biological process (GO): vesicle-mediated transport
Cellular component (GO): vesicle; trans-Golgi network; Golgi apparatus
Molecular function (GO): GTPase activity; GTP binding
Source: RefSeq, a predicted model, not a curated record